AAGCAUACAGCAGCACUGAAUCUCCAUGGCAACAGCGAGUAACUUUACUGUUACUGUGGAUAACUGAGCCGAGAUUUGUGGCGUUCAGCACGACGCCAGCUUUGACUUUUACAUAAAAUAAGUUGGGUCGGCGUUACAGUUUACGGUAGGGCACUGUAUUUAUUUCAUUUCAUUUAACUUUUCUUUUUUUUUUUUUCUUUUUUUUUUUUUUAGACAAUUUCGUAGCAACGAAUCGAAAAAGCCAACCGUUUAACAGCCGUUGAGUUUGCGCUUACUAGUUUUGGAAUCCUGCCGUUGAUGACGUGGCAGCAGUCCUUUAAAUUUAGACAGGAAAGGUCCGAAGCCACCAAUGUUACCCACAAAACCUCCGGGAGAAAAGCCUGCUUUUGUAAGGCACAGAGUUAGACAACUAAUGACCCAUGACUCGACCUUCACCUCCGGACUGGAUUUUGCUAUUCAGAAGACAUCAGAGGUUGGAGUUUUCACGUCUCCAUGGGACCUGUGCAUUGACAACAGUCUUCAAGAAGAUCCUUAUUUCGCCGUCGGUGGCGACACACCCAAAGUUCAGAUUCCCUACAUAACCAUCCCUGGACAAGCUCCUCGACAGUUAGUGGAAGAAAGACUCCGUAGAGGAUACUUGAUUUUAGACUUACUUCAACUCCUGGCAGCAAAAGGCAUAAGGUCUAACAACUUGAUGCCAGUACAGCCAGACAAGCAGGAUGAUUCUGUUCCUAAGUCAUACAAGCUGGUAUCACCCUUUCUGCCACUUGAGAUAUUUGACAAUGAUGAUUUCGAAUGCCGGACACCAGAAAGCUGGCUCUCUCUGGGCAGAAUCAAAGGAUGGUGUAAUCGAAAGCCUAUUCCUGCAUUGGCCUUGCUGCUUACUGAAAGUUCAUACCCUGAGUACAAAUGGCAUUUAGUUGGGGUUCUUGACUAUUCUGCAGAAAAAUGUCAGUACUUAGUGGAGGAGGUUCUUAAGGAGGAAAAGGAAGAGGAGGAGGAGGUACAUGAGGAGGAACACGAAGAGGAACACGAGGAGGAACAUGAGGAGGAGGAGAAAGAGGAGGAGAACUUGCUCGAAGACAGCCCUCAGGAAGAUGAGGAAGUUGAACCUGUUAAAAAAAGACACAAGAAAAACUUGACCAUUUUGUAUGGAGGCACUAAGCACUGGAUACCGAGGAUCAGGCUGUUGUUCAAAGCCGAGGAUCCUCGAAUCUUUGCAGACCGAAUCGAGUCUGCUCUUCGUUUGAGAAAGGACGGAGAAAUUCAACUCCUGUACAGCACGUCUGUAGACUGCAUGCCCAUCUGGGAGGCAAAUCCGUCCCUCAGUCAUACCAGUCUGCAACGGAUCAAGGAACUUGUAAAGUCUGCUUGCGGCUUUAAGGGGAAAUUAUUUGAGAGUUGUAUAAAAAACUUAGAGAACCAGGCCAAGCUGGAAUAUGACCGGGUUAUGAACCGCAUGGUGUUUGACAAUACUGUGAUGACCUACUCAGAGGAGUUUUCAGACAUAAUAUUGCCACAAAAAGAUCCUAAGUGUAUACCAGAAAACAUAUGCAUUCCAGUUCCUCCCCUUCACUACCAGGUAAAGCGAAGUGAAUUCGCCCAGAGCUCUCUGCUAAACCUACCUGAGGUGAUCGCUGUGAUACAUGACAUUUUGGACACUUGCCACAAAGUGACAGACAUGAGGCUGUUCGACGUGAUGAUCAUCAAACUACAGCGAGUGGAUGAAUUUGAACGCAUCCAGUCUCAAGUUCAAAAUGGGAUAAUCAUGUAUCUCCAGGAGAAGUGGGUCAUCUCACUCAGCGAGAGCAUCUGCUUCGCUAGCAGUUGCCUCUCUAAGGGCCGCCCUGAGUUUGAGUCCGACGAAAUCAUAUACAGACUGAUGAAACAGGUGGUCUUCAGAAUGAGGAACUCCUUGCGCACCCUUGUGUUAGAUUCACUGAAAAACCUGAGCAAGUUCCUUCUGGACUCUUGUCAAUGUGGCAAGGCGUUUACUCAGGACCUGGUCUGGGGAAAAGACCUGAUCAGUAGCCCCUACAGGUCAAGGAAGAAUCCUCUGUUCCUUGUGGAUCUGAUUCUGGACCAUACCGGGGUUCAUUACAGUACUCCACUUGAAGAUUUCGAGUCUUUCGUCACAAAACUGUUCAAAUCUGCCAUUUUGGUCACACACAAAAUUCCGCAGCUCUAUAGGUUUGUGAUGAAGAAACUGGUCAUCAGGGGCAGCUUGUUAAUCGAGCCAAUGUGUUUCUAUGAUAAAGAAGUGUCAGAGCUGGAGGAAAAGGUCCGGAAUGUUCUAAAGAAAGCAACAAUACCUCUCAGAGCCUACGCUGCCAGAUAUAAAAAAUACUUGGACAUACACAAUUUGGACAUAGACGCUUUCAAGACCCUUAAUGCAGAGCUGGCCCCUCAAGAGGUGAAGAAACAGGUCGAAUAUCAUCUUAAGAAAAUGGAGAAGCUUGAGUACUCGCUGCCAUCCUACAUUGUUAUUGGUCCAUUUUUUGUCCGUGUGCAAGCUGUGCGACAAGCACUCAUUAAGAAGCGGAAGUUUUUGGCCAACGCACUCCUGGAAAAUCUUGCUCUGAUGCUUUCAAAAGAAAUUGAAGAUGCCAGUGAAAAGUGCAUUCUCAUAAGCAGAAUGCUACAGGAGAGACCCAACAGCAUUGAGGAACUGACUGAAAAGAGGGAAUGGAUGAAAGAAAUCCCUGACCAGGUUAAGAGUUACAAGGAGCAACUUUCCAAAAUCUUGAUGGACUACGACGUACUGGAAGACCUCAGCUUCCACAUUACAAACGAGGAUUUUAGCAAAAAGUGGACAGCUGUUGGGUGGCCACUAAAGAUAAACUGUCAAGUGGAGAGAGUACAUGCCCAGCAUGAGGAAGAUGAGAAGCGCUUCAACAAGAUCCAACUAUCAGACCAAAACAAACUGGAGGAGCAAAUUGACGCACUGCAGAGUGUCGUUGCUGAGUUUGUGGGAUAUGACGACCUCGACCUCGCCCAUGAGAUCGCCAACAAAGCGAAGCGCGCAAAAGCACAAUUCAAGCAGUGCCAGAGUUUGUCAGAAACCUACAACAACAGAGAGCAUCUGCUUGGUCUACCAAUUUCAAAUUUUGAUCAUCUGAUUAAGCUAAUGAAUGACUUCAAGCCUUUUGAGAAGCUCUGGACCACCACGUCUGACUGGCUACGUUGGACAGAUGGCUGGUUCAAUGACCCGCUUACUUCAAUCGACUCUGAGCCGCUUGACCGUCUUGUCACAGAAGCCCUACAAACCAUGAGUGGUUUAAUUAAACAGUUCGAGGGCAAUAUUGAGGUCCAAACAAUGACAAGUGUAAUGCUUACCAGGAUAAAGGACUUCCAGCCGUUCUCCCUUCUGAUUCAGUGCCUAAGGAGCCCGGGAAUGAAGAGCUACCACUGGGAGAUGAUUUCAGAAAACAUUAACAUAACAGUUCGACCAAAAGCAAACAUGAGUCUUGCUCGCUACAUUGAGCUUGGCAUUCAGGACCACUUGGAUGAAAUAGUUAGUGUGGCCCAGACUGCCGGACAAGAAUACAGCAUUGAACAGGCUCUGGAAAUGAUGGAAGAGGAGUGGGCGACAGUUGAAUUUGAUUCGCUUUUCGACAAGGAGGCUGAACAAUCCAUCCUAAAGGUCCCAGAUGAAAUAUUUCAGAGGCUGGAUGACCAUAUUGCCAAAACUCAGAACCUGUCCUUGUCCCCGGUCAAAAAAGUCUUUGAGAGCCGCCUCAACACCUGGGAGAAAAAGCUCAGGCUAACUCAAGAUGUGCUGGAAGAGUGGCUGGAAUGCCAGUGUGCUUGGUUGACAUUGGAACCCAUCUUUAGCUGCGAUGAGGUCAAGCAUAAGCUCAAGCAAGGAAAUACGUACAAGCACAUAGAGCAGCGCUGGAGAAGCGUCAUGAGCAAUGUCGACAGAGAGCAAAAUGUGAUUGAAAUGUGCCAAAAUGUUCAGCUCCUAAGUAAACUGAAGCGCUACAACAUGUUUUUGCAAAGUGCUCAGAAAGGACUCAAAAAAUACUUGGAGGAAAAACGAAAUUCUUUUCCAAGGUAUUUCUUCCUGUCAGAUGUUGAGCUUCUGCAGAUUUUAUCCCAGUCCAAAGAUCCCACUGCUAUACAACUACAACUGCACAAAUGCUUUGAGAACAUCUCACAGCUGCAGUUUGAGUCAGACCUACAGAUAACGCAUAUGUACUCUAAAGAAGAAGAAAAAGUCCAACUCUCACUGCCAGUAUCAGCAGCUGGGAAAGUGGACAACUGGCUGAGGGACUUAGAAAAGUCCAUGAAGACCACUUUGAGAGAUGGCAUUGAAAGUGCUCUCCAAGAUUAUUCUGAGCAACCACAUGUUGAGUGGGUGUUUUCAUGCCCUGGUCAAGUGGCGAUUGCUAGCUUUCUGGUUUUCUGGACUGCUGAGGUGUCUACCACUUUGGAGAAGAGACUCUUGCAUAAAUUUCUUCCUCUACUACAGAAUCAGCUUGUUGACUUAGUGCAGCUAAUGAGGGGAGAUGUCUCUAAGAUGCAGCAGGCCGUUCUGUCCUCCCUCAUUGUGAUAGAAGUCCACGCAAAAGAUGUCGUUUCCAAACUGGUGGAGCAGAGAGUUUCAACCAUCAACGACUUUGAGUGGAUCAGCCAGCUUAGAUAUUACUGGACAAAUGAGGAGCUGCACAUCCAUGUAAUGAACGCAGAGUUCUUAUAUGGAUAUGAAUAUCUUGGCAACUCUAGUCGAAUGGUGAUCACCCCACUCACUAACAGAUGCUACCUCGGCCUUACAGAAGCGCUGCAUCGCAAGCUGGGAGGCGGGGUCAUAGGCGCAACAGGCUCAGGGAAAACAGAAACCAUUAAAGAACUCGGAAAGGCUCUGGCCAUGCACACCGUGGUUUUCAACUGCUCCGAUAAACUCAAAUCCUUCGCAGUAGAACGGUUUCUUAAAGGGGUAGCCAGCUCGGGUGCUUGGGCUAUUUUGGAUGACAUCGCUCGCGUUCAGGUGGAGGUUCUCUCUGUCGUGGCACAGCAGAUCUCUACAAUACAAAGGGCCCAACAGCAACAGGCUGAGAAUUUUGUAUUUGGCGGAAUGGAGAUUCCUUUAGUCUCUUCCUGUGCCAUAUUCUUUACCAUGAACUUUGGUCACACUCCUUGCAAUAAAAUACCUGCCAAUCUGAAGAAACUGUUCCGCCCCGUAUCCAUGGUGAUCCCUGAAUAUGAUAUGAUUGCGGAGAUCUCCUUGUAUUCGUUAGGCUUUUCGAAUGCCAAUGCCCUCUCCAAGAAGAUUCAUACGUUUUUCAGGCUCUUAUUUGAUCAGCUAGCGUCUCAGGACCACUAUUACUUUGACAUAAGAGCUGUGAAGGCUGUGAUCUCUGUAGCUGGACAUCUGAGGAGAGACAACCCCGACAUUAAUGAGGGGUCAAUCUGCCUUCAGGCCAUCCACGAAAUAAGCAUACCACAGUUUUCACAGAACGACCUGGAACUCGUUAAUGCCAUUCUCAUGGAUCUUUUCCAUGAGAAACCACAAAAGCCCAUGGGUUAUGUCGUUCUAGAGGAGUCCUUGCAUGAUAUCUGCAAAGCAAAGAACCUCAAAGAUGAGUUUGGGUAUAUCAACAAAUGCAUUCAGUUGUAUCAGACCACUGUGGUGAGACAUGGUCUAAUGCUGGUGGGGCCUCCUGCAUCUGGUAAAACCAAGUGCUACGAGGUUCUGGCUGCUGCAUUAACGGCUCUGGAAGGCAAGCCCUCUUCCCGGGGCGGCGUUUAUCAGGCUGUCCAGAUUCAUGUCCUCAACCCCAAAUCCAUCACGAUGCCGCAGUUCUAUGGAAACUACAAGACUCACAACCAGCACUGGAAGGAUGGUAUCCUCCCGGCUAUUCUCCGUGAAGGAGCAGCGGCGGCGGACAAAAAGAAACGGUGGUACGUGUUAGACGGACCUCUGGAAGCUGGGUGGAUGGAUGGCUUGAACACUGUUCUGGAUGACAACAGGAAACUGUGCCUUAGUUGUGGGGAAGUGAUAAAUCUCACUGAUGAAAUGACUAUAAUGUUUGAGGUGCAGGACCUGGCAGGAGCAUCUCCGACUACUGCGUCUCGCUGUGGUAUGGUCUACUUGGAGCCCAAUCUGUUAGAGCUCUCCUACUUCACAGAUUCCUGGCUGAAGCAUAUUCCUGAGGCUUUGACACAAUACGCAGAGCACCUGAACUCACUGUUUUCCAGGUUCCUGCCGGACUCGAUUUCAUUUGUGCGCUCAUCCGUGAACGAGAUCAUCCCUUCUCUGGAUAGCAACCUUAUUUGUAGUCUUCUUAAACUGAUGGAUUGCUUUUUUAGCUCCUACCACGUUAAAGAGGGCGAGAUGCAACCUUAUCAAAAGGAACUGGCUGAUGUUGAGGAGCUGAUAGAACCCUGGUUCUUUUUUUCACUGGUCUGGAGCGUUGGAGCCACUGGAGACGGAGCCAGCCGACAAGGCUUUAGCGACUGGCUCCGAAACAAAAUGGCAGCAGAACAGAUCAAACUAUCUUUUCCCGAGGAAGGUCUAGUUUACGACUACAGGCUUGAUGUUGAAGACGAGGACAAAAAAGUGCAGUGGGCCAACUGGAUGAAACAUUCGAAAAGUGCUGUCAUCACUACACACAUGAGCUAUGAGGAGAUAUUUAUUCCAACCCUUGACACAGAGAGAAUGUCUUACCUGAUGGAUUUGUUGCUGACCAACAAGAAACCUUUGCUGUGUGUCGGGCCUUCCGGUGCAGGAAAGACCCUGACCAUGACAAACAAGCUGAUGAGGAGCAUGCCUGCUGAAUUCAGCACACAUGCGUUCAUGUUCUCUGCCAGCACCUCGGCAAGUCAGACUCAAGAUUUCUUUGAAAGCAAACUAAGCAAAAGGCGAAAAGGAGUGUUUGGACCCAAAAUGGGGGAUAACUUCAUCUUCUUCAUCGAUGACCUCCACAUGCCCAUGUCCGAAAUGUGUAGAGAUCAUACUCCUUUUGAACUUCUCAGGCAGUGGCUCUGCCAUGGUGGCUGGUAUGACAGAGAUCAGAUAGGAACGUUCAAUUACUUGGUGGAUAUAAAUUUAGCUUGUGCCAUGAGUGCCUCCAAAGGAGACAGGAAUUUCUUUACUCAACGCUUCACGCGGCAUUUCAACAUCCUGUCCCUUAAUGGCUUGGAGGACUCAAUGAAAACAAUUUUCUCGACCAUUCUCGGGAGCUGGAUGGGACCUACUCUAACUGCCCAGGGGCUGCAGGAGUCUCUUGUUGAUGCCACUAUUAAAGUUUACACCACCGUAACUAAUCACCUCCUUCCAACUCCAGCAAAGUGCCAUUACAUCUUCAGCCUCCGAGACCUGUCCAAGGUCUUUCAGGGCAUACUGUUGGCUGAGGCGUACACUAUAAAGGAUAAGUUUGAGCUGCUACGCCUGUGGUACCACGAAAGCUGCCGGGUUUUCCAGGACCGUCUGGUUUGUGUUAGCGACAGGGACUGGUUCAACAGCCUGCUGAAGGGAUACAUCGACGAGUUUGACUGCUCCAUUGAAGACGUCUUACCCGACCCUCCUGUUUUGUUUGGAGAUUUCAUGUCUCCUGAAUCUGACCAGGAAGUAUACACAGUUAUAGAAGACAAGGAAGAACUCAAAAAAGUGAUGGAGCAGUAUGUUGAAGGCUUCAAUCAAAGCAGCUCAGACAAGGAGCCACUGGGACUUUUUAUGGACGGCAUUGAACACGUGUGUCGGAUCAACCGCAUCUUGCGCCAGCCCCUCGGCCAUGCCCUGUUGCUCGGAGGGCAUUGCAGUGGCCGCAAGACACUCACCAAACUUGCCUCAUAUAUAUCUGGACAUAAAUGUUUUAAGGCUGAAGUGUCUAAGAGUUACGGUAGGACAGAGUGGAGGAAUGAUAUUAAAAACAACAUGCUCUCUGCUGGUCUUCAGAACCAAAAGAUCACACUCUUCUUUGUUGAAUAUCAGAUUAAGAAGGAGUUUUUCCUGGAGGAUAUCUGCAACAUUUUAAUCACUGGAGAGCUUCCCAACCUGUAUUCGUCAGAGGAACAAGAGCGUAUCUUAAAAACAAUGAAGCCGGUGGUGGAAGACCUGGACCAGCAACUAACAGAAGCAAAUCUGAUGGCUGCCUACCGUAGGAGAGUUCACAGCAACUUUCACCUGAUUCUCUGCAUGAGCCCGGGAGGUAAGGGGUUUCGUGCGCGGUUGAGGCAGUAUCCUUCUCUGGUGAAAUGUUGCACCUUAGACUGGUUUGACACCUGGCCAGAUGAGGCACUGCAGGCUGUUGCGAGAGCAUCUUUAAAUGAGCUUCUUGUGCUGGAUAUCAGUCCCGAGACUAAGGAAACCCUGACCCUGAUGUGUGUGAACAUUCAUCAGCAGAUGGUCAAGAAGAGUGCGCAGUACCAGACAGAGCUGUCUCGAUGCAACUACAUCACAGCUAAGAGCUUCACAGAAUUCAUCAAACUCUUCUCAGAUCUGACCGAACACAAGAAACUGAAGCUGAACAGUUCUCGUCAGCGCAUAGACGGUUGUCUUGACAAGCUUUGUAGCACAGUUGAGGACGUGAAGAAGCUGCAAGACGAGGAAGAGGCGAUGCGACCACUUUUGGAGGAAGCUGCUAAAGAGGUUGAAGUCGCUUUGCAGACCAUUCAUGACACCGCGGCUGUCGCAGUGGAGAUUCGUAAAUUUGUGCAAGAUGAGCAGACAAAGGUUUUAGACAAAGAGCGUUUUGCCAAGGCAAUCAGUGUGAAUGCUCAGCGAGACAUAGACAAGGCUGUGAAGACGUUGGAUAUAGCUCUCGACAGCCUGAAGGCCCUCAAUGCAAACAGCUUCGUUGAGCUCCAAGACUCUGAGCAGUAUACCCGGGAGGUAAAGCUUGUCCUUGCAGCGGUUUGCAUCAUGAAUGACAUCGAACCAGUUAAGGGAGAUACAGAAACGCCAGAGGCGCCUAGCUUUGAAGAAUACAUGGAACCUGCUGAAAUUCUCCUACAAGAACCUAUGGUGUUUCUGGAGAGCCUCUACAGUUAUGACAAGGACAACAUUUCAGACGAUGCCAUCAGUCUGCUACGGCCCUACAUCGAUGAUGAAGAAUUUCAGCCUCCUGCUCUUGUCAAGAUUUCCGUCACCUGUAGCUCUAUUUGCCAGUGGGUGCGAGCCAUGUAUGACUAUCACUUUGUGCUCAAAGCUGUGGAACCAAAAUGGCAAGUUCUCAAGGAGGCUGAAGAGGACUUGAGAGCCGCCCAGCAGGUUGUUUCUGAUGGCCAGAAAAAACUGGAAGAAGUGGAAGAAAGCAUUCCCCCUUUAGAGGUCACGUACCAGGAAUGUUUGGCUAAGCAGAAAAAGCUGGACGACGAAUAUGAACUGACCGAAGCUCACCUUGUCAGAGCAAAGAAGUUAGUAGAAGGGCUAGCAGAGGACGAAGAGCACUGGAAGGAGACAGUGAUACAUCUUGAUAAUUUGGUUUCUAAUUUAGCCGGAGACAUGCUUCUGUGUGCAGGAUACGUCACAUACCUUGGCCCCUUCUGUGACAUGUAUCGGGCAGCCAUAGUAGAAGAAUGGCUCAAUUGUUUCAAAGAGUUGGGUCUUCCGCACACUGAGGAAACUAAUCUGAUCAGCAGUUUAGGAGAUCCGAUCACAAUAAACCUUUGGAAGAUUGCAGGAUUGCCCGGUGAUACGUCAUCAGUGGAAAACAGCAUAAUUGCCCAGUAUUCUCUCCACUGGACACUGUUCAUAGAUCCACAGGGUCAAGCCAACAGAUGGAUCAAAAACAUGGAGCGGAACAAUGAUCUGAGGGUUUUGAGACUCAGUCACAGUAAAUUCACCCAAGGUAUAAAGAAUGCUAUACUUGAUGGUAAACCCUGCUUGGUGGAGAAUGUAUUAGAGGAGCUGGAUCCAGCUAUAGAACCUGUCUUGUUCCUACAGACCUUUGAGGAGGAAGGCAAGACGGUGCUGAGGCUGGGUGACUCAGUCGUUCCGUUAUCUGAGGACUUCAAGUUGUACAUCACCACAAAGCUGCCAAACCCACGUUACUCUCCAGAGGUUUCUGCCAGCGUCACCAUCAUUAAUUUCACUUGGUCACCCAGCGCCAUGGAAGACCAGCUGCUCAGCCGGGUGGUAGCCCAGGAGCUUCCAGACAUGGAGGAGGCAAAGAACAAGCUGAUAGUCAGCUGUGCCCAAAUGACACAGGAACUGAAGGACAUCGAGGAUAAGAUGGUGUUACUUCUCGUCUCUGCAGCAGGGAGAUUUGUGGAUGAGGAUUUAAAUCCACAGUUGGAGGCUUGUAAGAUCAGAGCCAAGGAGAUGAAGACUAAAAUGCUGGAAGCAAAGAAUGCGGAGCAGGAUAUUGACGCUGUUCGUCUGAAGUACUCACCAGUGGCAGUGCGGGCUCGGAUUCUGUUCUUUUGUAUGUCAGAGUUAUCCAAUAUUGACCCAAUGUACCAGUACUCCUUCGACUGGUUCCUUGGCAUCUUCAUGAAGGCUAUUGCCAACUGUGACACAGCAGACACAGAGGAGGAGAAAAUCAACAACAUCAAUGAAUACUUUACCUUCAGCCUGUACGUGAAUGUGUGCCAAGGCCUGUUUGAGAAACACAAACUCAUGUUUGCUUUUUACCUGUGUGCUCGCAUCAUGAUGAACGAGGAUAGAAUCAAAACCAGUGAGUGGAAGUACCUCCUAUCUGGAGGGGAGCCAGUCCACAAAUUGACCAGCUCAGGAGUAGACUGGGUGUCGGAUCGGGCCUGGCAGGACAUUUUAGACCUCAGCACUCUGGAUACCUUUGAUGAACUGGCGGAAAGCUUCACAAACCAUCUGGAGGGCUUCAAGAACAUUUUUGACAGCAAGCAACCCCACAGAGAGCCGCUCCCAGGGAAAUGGGACAACGAUCUAAACUCAUUCCAGAGGUUGCUGGUCCUUCGAUGCCUGCGGCCUGACUGCGUGAUUUACGCCGUGCAGGACUUUGUAUCUGCUCAUCUGGGAGAGACCUUCAUAGAGACUAAGAUGUCAGAUCUGUCUGUAGCCUUCAAAGAGUCGUCCCCUACAUACCCCAUCAUUGUUGUCAUGUCUCCUGGCACUGACCCCGUUGCUGACAUUUACACGUUUGCAGAUGUUAUGGGUUUCUCGGAGAAAGUUAGCGGCAUCUGUCUGACUCAACGGCAGGGUUCCACGCCUGAGUCUAUGAUGCGGACUGCUAUGAAAAAUGGUCACUGGGUCAUUUUCCAAAAUUGUCACCUGGUCCCCGACUGGCUGCCAACGCUGGAACGACUCAUUGCUUGUAUCAGUCCCAAAAAAGUCCACAAGGAUUUCCGUCUGUGGCUAACCAUUAUUCCCUUUAAGAAGAUUCCAGUAUCCCUUUUUCGAAAUGGCUCCAAGAUUAUCGCCGAGCCUCCGAGAGGCAUUAGGGAAAACCUGGAGAGAGCCUACCUGAGAUUCACCGACGAGUUUCUGUCUUCUUCAACAAAGGAAUCCCAGUUCAAGCCACUGCUUCUCUCCCUCUGCCUGUUCCACGCGGUUGCCGUGGAGCGCAAACGGUUUGGCCCACUGGGCUUUAACACUCCCUACGAGUUCACUGACGAAGAUCUGGAUGUCUGUGUAGACCAGCUGCAAAUGUUUUUGGAGCAGUACCAGGACAUCCCCUACAAGCUUCUAAAACACACUGCUGGAGAGGUUAAUUACGGUGGCCACGUGACGGAUAUCUGGGACAGACGGUGUCUGCUCACUCUGCUGACAGACUUCUACUGUCCUGCCGUUCUUAGCGACGAUCACGUCUACUCCGGUGUCUACCAGCCCGUCGACUCUAAUCUGGACAUCGAGGGCUAUUUAGCAUACAUCCGAGAUCUGCCCAUCAAUGAUACACCUGAGCUCUUCGGUCUCCACGAAAACGCUAAUAUCCGGUUUGCCCAGAAUGAGACCUUUGCCCUGUUGGACGCUCUGAUUGGUUUCCAGCCUCAAGCUGCUGCUGCUGCGUCGGCUAGAGACAAAACAUUUUAUGAGACAGUGGAGGAGGUUGUGAUCGCCACUAUUAGAAAACUCCCUCAGCUUUUCUCUCUUCAUACGGUGACUGAAAAGUACCCAGGUCUGUAUGACCACGCCAUAAACGCAGUGCUAAUCCAUGAGGUCAUCAGAUACAACAAGCUGUUGGAGGUCGUUUGUCAGAGUCUCAGUGAUAUGUUGAAGGCUCUGAACGGUUCGGCUGUAAUGUCUCCAGACAUGGAGCUUAUGGCCCUCAGCUUGUUCAACAACAGAGUGCCUGAAAUAUGGAAGGCCAAGGCUUACCCCUCUAUGAAGCCUCUGGCUUCUUGGGUGUCGGACCUUCUCCAGAGGAUCAGUUUUUUCCAGGGAUGGAUCUCCGACGGCAACCCACAUGUGUUCUGGAUUAGCGGGUUCUUUUUCCCACAAGCCUUUCUCACUGGAACCCUGCAGAAUUACGCACGUCACUUCAGGACUCCUAUUGAACAACUGGGAUUUGCCGUUAAGGUGAUCGACAACCCCCUGUCAGAGAUAAAAGAAAUACCCAACACAGGCUGCUACAUCCACGGUCUAUUCCUGGAGGGGGCCAGCUGGAAUUAUAAGACAGGUCAGCUCUCUGAUUCCAACCUCAUGGAGUUCUACACACAAAUGCCUGUCAUCUGGCUGAUCCCCAAAGAACUCAACACUCAAGCAACUUCCUGGGUCUACCUCUGUCCCGUCUACAAGACCCCCAGCCGAGCUGGGAACUCGUCCACCACUGGCCUUUCCAGUAAUUACGUGACUGCCUUGGAACUGCCCACAGACUUAAGCCAGAGGUACUGGGUCAAACGAGGGGUUGCCCUGCUCUGUGCACUGGAUCACUGACCACGUAGCAUGAAUUCUUCUUGCAUUCAUCACCAUAAAGCUGACCAGUCCACAGCGACGGUACCUGCAGUAUUUCUCUUACUACACCUGGUGUUAGCAAGAAUGUUCUGUCAAAAAAACAAAAAGAAAGAAAGAAAAAACAAACGUGAUGAAUUGUUUCUGUAACUUGAAAUUUUACUACAGUUCUUUUUUGUUGUUGUUGUUUUUAAAUAACAUAUUUACGGUUGUAAGCCUUG
This is a messenger RNA of Xiphophorus couchianus (Monterrey platyfish), 13032 nucleotides long. It is a transcript of the gene dnah1, whose product is annotated as dynein, axonemal, heavy chain 1. Gene Ontology annotation, cellular component: dynein complex. The coding region runs from base 350 to 12796 and encodes 4148 amino acids. Gene Ontology annotation, molecular function: dynein light intermediate chain binding; ATP binding; dynein intermediate chain binding. The record is from RefSeq and is a predicted model, not a curated record. Lineage: Eukaryota; Metazoa; Chordata; Actinopteri; Cyprinodontiformes; Poeciliidae. Gene Ontology annotation, biological process: microtubule-based movement. The transcript has 76 exons.